AUGUGCCGCUUCAUGUCCGACUCGCCCGGCGCCGUUCCAACCCAAGGCCGGGUCGUGCUCCCUACAAAUGUCGUCCCGAAGCACUACGAUGUAACUCUCGAAGUUGACUUCGACAAGUUCACCUUCCAGGGAACUGUCAUUAUUGACCUCGACAUCGCCAAGGACAGCACCUCUAUUUCCUUAAAUACCUUGGAGCUCGAAAUCCACUCGACGACCAUUCACGCAGAUGGCGCGCUUGUAACUUCCUCCCCGACCCUCUCUUACGAUGCGGACACACAGACUACAGCCAUUGAUCUUGGCGAAGGCAAGUCCCUCUCCAAGGGUCAAAAGGUUCAAUUGAAACAUACGUACACUGGUCAAUUGAAUGACAAGAUGGCCGGAUUCUACAGGUCCAAGAGGAAGGAUGGGCAGUAUUUGGCAGUCACCCAGUUUGAGGCCACUGAUGCGAGGAGAGCGAUGCCUUGUUUCGAUGAGCCUGCCCUGAAAGCAGAGUUUACAGUCACAUUGAUCGCCGACGAGGGUAUGACUUGCCUGUCGAACAUGGAUGUUGCCUCGACCAAGGUUGUGCACUCGGAGAUCACCGGAGGGAAGAGGAAGGCAGUCAAAUUCAAUCGGUCACCCAGAAUGUCGACCUACUUAUUGGCGUUUAUUGUUGGAGAGCUGAAGUCCAUCUCUACGGACAAAUUCAGACUACCUAUCAAGGUGUGGAUGACCCCGGAGCAGAACGAGGAAGAUGGAAGAUUUGCGCUCGAAGUUGCUGCCAAGACUCUGGCAUUCUACGAGAAGGCGUUUCAAGCUCCCUACCCAUUGCCGAAGAUGGAUAUGGUGGCAAUCCCUGAUUUUGCCGCUGGUGCAAUGGAGAAUUGGGGUCUGGUCACUUACCGCGUGGUGGACCUCCUCUUCGACGAGAAGUCGGCGGGCGCCGCGACCAAGGAGAGAGUGGCAGAGGUUGUGCAGCAUGAACUGGCACACCAGUGGUUCGGGAAUCUGGUGACAAUGGAUUUUUGGGACGGACUGUGGCUCAAUGAAGGGUUUGCGACAUGGAUGAGCUGGUACAGCUGUAACGAGUUCUACCCGGAGUGGAGAGUGUGGGAGACCUUUGUGAUCGACACCUUGCAAUCGGCGCUGGGAUUGGAUGGGCUCCGAAGUUCUCAUCCGAUCGAAGUACCCGUCCAUCGUGCAGAGGAUAUCAACCAGAUCUUCGACGCCAUUUCAUAUUCCAAGGGAUCGGCUGUCCUAAGAAUGAUUUCGAAGUAUCUCGGUGAAGACGCCUUCAUCGAAGGGGUGAGGAGGUACAUCAAGAAACAUGCCUGGGGAAAUACACAAACCGGCGAUCUCUGGAACGCGCUGGGCGAGGCGAGCGGUAAGGACGUGGCGCACGUGAUGGACAUUUGGACGAAGAACAUUGGGUAUCCAGUCAUAACGGUGACUGAAAACGAGAAGGACGCGACCAUCACAGUCAAGCAGAACAGAUUCUUGCGCACGGGUGAUGUUAAACCAGAGGAGGAUAAAGUCCUCUACCCGGUGAUUCUCGGAUUGAAAACCAAGGAUGGGGUGGACGAGAGCCUAAUGCUCACUGAGCGGGAGCAGACGUUCGGCAUCAAGGGAGGGUUGGACUUCUACAAAUUGAAUGCAGACCACUCGGCGCUUUACCGGACGAGCUACACGCCACAGAGACUCGCAAAGCUUGGCGAGGCAGCGAAAAAGGGCCUGCUUUCGGUUGAAGAUCGAGCCGGCAUGAUCGCUGAUGCUGGUGCCCUUGCCGCUAGUGGAUACGGCAAGACAUCGGGCAUUUUGAGUCUUCUGCAAUCAUUCAAUACCGAGGCACAGUUUGUAGUAUGGAACGAGAUUCUCAGUCGGAUUAAUGCCGUGAGGAAUACCUGGAUCUUUGAGGACGAGUCGGUCAAAGAUGCUCUCAAGGCAUUCCAGCUGAAUUUGACCUCCGCAAAGGCGCACGAGCUGGGAUGGGAAUUUUCAGAGAAUGAAGACCACAUCUUGAGUCAGUUCAAGAGCCUGAUGUUUGGCUCUGCGGGCCUUGCAGGCGACGCGAAGAUCCAAGCCGCAGCAAAGGAGAUGUUUGGGAGGUUCAUGCAAGGUGACUAUUCGGCCAUCCACCCCAACCUCCGGUCGUCGGUAUUUGCCAUGGCAUUGAGAGACGGAGGAGAGAAGGAAUGGGAUGCACUGGUCGCUAGGUAUCUCUCUGCGCCAACCUCGGACGAAAAGAACACUUGUCUGCGAACUCUUGGCCGGGCAAAGAGUCCACAACUGAUCAAGAAGACGCUUGACUUUGCGUUGAGCGGACAAGUCAAGAUGCAAGACAUAUACAUGCCCAUUGGCGGCCUGGGAACGACUUCGGAGGGCAUCGAGAGAAGAUGGGAAUGGAUGUGCGCCAACUGGGAUGAACUUGUGGAGAAACUACCUCCCAGCAUGACGAUGCUGAGUAGUGUGGUCAGCAUCUGUGUGGCUGGCUUCACGUCUGAUGCACAAUUGAAGAAGGCUGAGGAUUUCUUUGGGGGUAAGGACAAGAAGGGAUUUGACCGCAGCUUGCAGCAGAGUAUGGAUAGCAUCCGGGCAAAGGCGAAUUGGUUGAAGAGGGAUGGGGAGGAUGUGCGGGGAUGGCUGAAAAGCAAUGGGUACUUGAGAGAAGGGGUUGUGGGGGGGAAGCUGUAG
This is a messenger RNA of Cladophialophora psammophila CBS 110553, 2670 nucleotides long. RefSeq names its product aminopeptidase. The transcript has a single exon. Gene Ontology annotation, biological process: peptide catabolic process; proteolysis. Gene Ontology annotation, cellular component: cytoplasm. The record is from RefSeq and is a predicted model, not a curated record. Bases 1 to 2670 code for a protein of 889 amino acids. NCBI's taxonomy places the organism in Eukaryota, Fungi, Ascomycota, Eurotiomycetes, Chaetothyriales, Herpotrichiellaceae. Gene Ontology annotation, molecular function: zinc ion binding; metalloaminopeptidase activity; peptide binding.